Messenger RNA from Aspergillus calidoustus, 1038 nucleotides. Lineage: Eukaryota; Fungi; Ascomycota; Eurotiomycetes; Eurotiales; Aspergillaceae. The record is from the annotation of a GenBank genome assembly.
AUGCUCUUCUUCUUCGGCGGUCCUAACAGCCCGCGACGCCGCAACCGCGAGAAAGCGAUCUUCCUCACCAUCUUCAUCAUCUUCGCCCUGUAUCUGCUCUUCUUCUCAAACACAUCCACACACAAACAUGUCGACCCGACGAUAUACGACCCCGCCGGGAAAGGGGGACCGAAUCGAGAUCCGCAGUCUGGACAGGCGACGCCCGCGCGGGAGACGACGCCCAUCCGCAAAAGCAUGGUCGUGGCCAGUAUGAAGGGGGACGAUGUCUCGUGGUUGCAUAAAUUCUUUCCAGACUGGCACAAGAGUAUCUACGUGGUGGACGACAAGAAGGCGGAGUUAACGGUGGCGCAGAAUAAAGGAAGGGAGUCGAUGGUUUAUUUGACCUACAUAAUCGACAACUACGAUAACCUCCCCGACUCCGUCCUCUUUAUCCACUCCCAGCGAUAUCAAUGGCACAACGACGACCCGUACUACGAUGGCGUCCCGAUGCUCCGCAACUUCCAGCUCCCGUACCUCGAGAAACAAGGCUACGUGAACAUCCGCUGCGUCUGGCUUCUCGGUUGCCCAGGCGAAGUCCACCCUCUCACCGAUGUGCAUCACGAAAACAUCCACGUGGGCGAAUACUUCAAGUACGGUUUCAUGGAGCUGUUCCCGGGCACCGAGCUUCCGGAGACCGUGGGUGUUUCAUGUUGUGCGCAGUUCGGGGUCACGAGGUGGAAAAUCCGCGAGAGGCCGAAGAGCGACUAUUUGCGGUAUCGAAAAUGGCUCUCCGAGACGGACCUGACGGAUGAUUUGAGCGGGCGGAUUAUGGAGUAUUCGUGGCAUAUGAUUUUUGGCAAGGAUCCCGUCCAUUGCCCUUCGGCGGAGGAGUGCUACUGCAAGGUCUUUGGACUGUGCGAUCUGACAUGUCCCAGUGAGGGCGCAUGUAAUGACCGUUAUGUGCUUCCUCCAUACUCGACUCUUCCGGAUGGUUGGCCGUUCAUUGGCUGGCACGGUCAGAAGCAGGACCCCAGCAAGGGAGGGCUUCCGGAGUCAUGA